AUGGUUCUAAACCUAUCGGCCUUGCUAGCUGCAGUUCUCUCAAUCCCGCUUGUUCACGUAAUAGGACGGCGAAAGCUCCUCCUACUCUGUGUCGCCGGGUUCGUGGUCUGUCUAUUCAUUUUCUCGUCCGUGGGGACCGCAUACCCGCAAAGCAUGAUCGCAAGCAAAAUCCUGAUUACAUUCAUCGUUCUGUAUAACUUUCUAUUUACAAUCUCACUCGUCGUCGUCGCCUCGACCGUGAUUUCCGAAACGGCUAGCACGCGGCUCCGCUCGCAGGCCCAGUCGCUGGCUGUCUUCACGGCCUGGAGCGAGGCUGUUAUGUGGACCGCUGUGCUGCCCUAUCUGAUCAACCCGAACGCCGCGAACCUCAAGGCGAAGAUUGGGUUUAUGUAUGGUGGGUUUGGGGUGUGUAUUUGGGUCUUUAUCUUUUACUGUGUUCCGGAGUAUCUAGGUCGGCCGUUGGAGGAGAUUGAUGAGAUGUUUUUGAAGGGAGUGGCUGCGAGGGGAUUCAAGGGAUUUGUUUGCACGGGUGACCUGGUUGUAGAUUCUACUGUGAAUGAUGAUCUUGGGGUGUCGAGGGAUGUUGCAGAGGUUCAUGUUAGAGCUGGAAAAUAG
This is a messenger RNA of Penicillium cataractarum, 615 nucleotides long. Its product is annotated as putative glucose transporter rco-3. Gene Ontology annotation, cellular component: membrane. The transcript has a single exon. Gene Ontology annotation, biological process: carbohydrate transport; transmembrane transport. The record is from RefSeq and is a predicted model, not a curated record. Bases 1 to 615 code for a protein of 204 amino acids. NCBI's taxonomy places the organism in Eukaryota, Fungi, Ascomycota, Eurotiomycetes, Eurotiales, Aspergillaceae. Gene Ontology annotation, molecular function: carbohydrate:proton symporter activity.